AUGGUUCCCUCUAGAUCGCUUUCACCUCUUCUUGCUCUGCCGGCGCUCGCCUUCCUCUCGCUAUCAGCGAGCGCUUUGCCUCAUGCUCGGGCAGCGUCAAGCACAGCUGCUCUCAAGCUCGCCGUUAGAAUAAACUCAUAUGGGAUCAAGAACAUUGCGGCUGCAGAUCGAGCUCGAAUCCAAACCUUACAAGCUGGCGGCAGUUCUUCUGUCAAUGCAACCAAUGACGUGAUGAUAUACACUGCUGACAUUGGCGUGGGGAGUCCGGCAACGUACUACACACUCCUGAUAGACACUGGAAGCUCAAACACCUGGAUUGGGGCCAACAAGGCUUACGUGCCAACUUCUACGAGCCAUGACACAGGCGGUACAUUCUAUGUUACAUACGGCGAUAACAGUUACGUUUCUGGAGAGGAAUACACAGACACUGUAACGCUCAAUUCUGAUCUGGUCAUCGACAACCAAUCUAUUGGCGUCGCAUCUAAAAGCGACGGGAUGGGUGAUCUGGAUGGAAUUCUUGGUGUUGGACCAGUUGAUUUGACGGAGGGUACCGUCAGUAAUGCAGAUGAAGUUCCAACUGUGACGGACAACCUCUAUGCUCAGAAAAAAAUCAGUUCGGAAGUACUCGGAGUGUUCUUCGCGCCUGCUUCCUCUGAUGAUAGUAGUGGCGAGCUCACAUUCGGCGGUUAUGACGCCUCCAAAAUUACUGGAGGCAUCAACUAUGUACCGAUCACAUCGACAUCUCCAGCGAGCGAUUAUUGGGGCAUUGAUCAAUCCAUCAGCUAUGGAUCUAAGCCCAUUUUGGAUGAGACAGCUGGUAUUGUCGAUACCGGGACCACACUCAUUCUCAUUGCCUCCGAUGCCUUCGCUAAAUAUCAGGCCGCUACGGGAGCAACCCUCGAUGAGACCACUGGCUUGUUAGAGAUCUCAUCUGAGCAGUACGACCAGCUCUCAUCCUUGUAUUUCACUAUUGGUGGGGUUACUUAUGAGCUCACCCCGAAUGGGCAAAUUUGGCCUCGAUCGUUGAACAGCGCCAUUGAAGGUACUACCGACGGCAUAUACCUGAUCGUCAGUUCCACUGGGAGCCUCUCUGGUUCUGGCUUGGAUUUUACGAACGGCUACUGUUUCCUCGAGCGGUUUUACUCGGUGUAUGACACGACAAACUCCCGAGUCGGGUUCGCCACCACUAAGUACACCUAUGCCACGACCAACUAA
Molecule: messenger RNA, 1215 nt
Organism: Suillus subaureus
Lineage: Eukaryota; Fungi; Basidiomycota; Agaricomycetes; Boletales; Suillaceae
Product: aspartic peptidase domain-containing protein
Exons: 5
Coding region: 1-1215 (404 amino acids)
Biological process (GO): proteolysis
Molecular function (GO): aspartic-type endopeptidase activity
Source: RefSeq, a predicted model, not a curated record